Molecule: messenger RNA, 700 nt
Organism: Paramecium pentaurelia
Lineage: Eukaryota; Ciliophora; Oligohymenophorea; Peniculida; Parameciidae
Source: the annotation of a GenBank genome assembly
UAUGAUUGUUAUAAAUCCAGAGAGUUUAAUUGAAAGUAAUUUUGACUUACAUUCUAGUGUGUAAAGAUAAAUUGAUUUAAAUUAUGGACAUAAAUGAAAAGAAUUUAUGGGAAUUAUUAGUCAAUAAGAAUGGUUACACUGUACAUGUUAUGAAAAAUCCAGAAAAUGGAGCCAAAAUUAAUAGAACAUAGGCUUUCAUUAAUAAACAACCAGAAUUUAUAGCUUAAUAUGUUGCUGAUUUAGAAAAAAGAAAAUAAACUGAUUCAAGAAUAGAAUAUGUAUUUAUAUUUAUGUUAGUUAGGCAAGUGUGCUUGAAGAAAUAGAUAAGGAUUCUAAGUUAUUAUAUAUCAGAUUGAAACCACCUAUUCCUUUCAUGAGUAGUAGAGAUUUGGUGUUAUAUUAAAAGAUAUAUAGAUUGGAAAAUGGAAUGAUAUUAGUAUGCUGUAAUAAUUCCAUAUUAAUUACAUUUAGAAAGAUCUAUUAUUCACUAGAAAUAACCUCCUAUUCAUAAUGUGGAAAGGGCAGAAAUGUAUUUGUUUGGAUGGAUUCUUACUCCUUAAUAGAAUGGAUCCACAAAAGUUGUUUUGAUUUAAUGCUUUGAUAUGAAAGGAUAAAUGCCAUAAUAAUUAGGAAAUCAAUUUACUUAAUAAUAAACUGAUUUAAUGUUAGCUGUUAUUCAAAAUUUAUCAUUAUAAUGAAA